Molecule: messenger RNA, 2478 nt
Organism: Anopheles marshallii
Lineage: Eukaryota; Metazoa; Arthropoda; Insecta; Diptera; Culicidae
Gene: drd
Product: nose resistant to fluoxetine protein 6
Exons: 10
Coding region: 1-2478 (825 amino acids)
Molecular function (GO): acyltransferase activity, transferring groups other than amino-acyl groups
Source: RefSeq, a predicted model, not a curated record
AUGUCCUGCGCUGGUCCAAGAUCCUCCAGAUGGCAGAUAGCCUUACUUGCCCAGUGGAUAUUAUUACUGUGCCCAGCGGGCAGUGAUGGGCACUGUCUGGCCGGUGUAAGCCACCGGCUAAAAAUGGCAACCCUGCUUGACACGAUCUACCCAUCCUGGACGGAGGGAUGUCUGUUGCGCGAUCGAACCGUGGCGAAAACAGACGAUCAGGCACCGAUCGACGAACAUCUACCGGUUGACUGGGACAGACUGCUGAUCUCUGCAAACGAUAGCGCUCCUACGCUCCAGUCUAAUCUGACCGACAUGGCGGAUUAUAUGUUGGAUCUGGCAGACCGCUCACUGGAUGACGGUAUACCAACCAGAGAGGAGAUAAGUGCUACGGAGGCAGGUUACAUCACCUCAUUGAACAGGAAGAUGUUUAGCAUCAAUGUGCCCUUUAACCCUGCCUACAGUGACCGAGUGUCUGAGCAGUGCAAGCGUCAAGCAGCGUUGUUUUUUCGCUCGUAUGCAGCAUCCCAUCUGUGGGCGCUUCGAAUGCACGAUGCUAGCGCUAAGGUAGGGCAGGGCAUACUGAAUGGCAAUAUCAACCAGUACGGUGACUUCGACCAGUGUCUCAACAUUCAGCAAACACUGCACACCGAUGGUAGCGUGCCAAGUGAGACGAUCCGAGGCCGCUAUUGCAUGGCAGAGGUACAGCCGACGAUAAAGCCCAACACCCAGGUGCUGAAGCAUCUGUUCGAUUUGGUCCAGGCGCACGGUAUGCUGAAGAGCAAUUUGAAUGAUCCUGGUCACCGUGUUCCCCGGUUCUCGACGGUACACUGGGCACUCUGUGUACCUGCCGGUUGUACCGCUCAGGACAUCCAGCUAUCGCUCGGAGAAUUUCUGCGCCAGUACGUCAGCGAUACCGGGCUCGAGACGGAGGUGAAGGUGCAUCCGGCCCUCUGCCAGACGAAGCACUACAUCUGGCGCGAGUAUUUCACCGACCGGACUAUGCUCGUAUGGUACGGCUUCCUGCUGUACGGGUUGCUAGUGCUCGCAUCAACUCUGUACGAUGUAAAGUUCCAGAACAAAGUGGAAUGGUUCACGGUGUUUUCGCUCAUCAAAAACACCCGAUCGAUACUGAGCUUCAAGGAGGAGCGAAACGAUAUCGCCUGUGUCCACGGAAUCCGUUUCCUGAACGCGAUGUUACUGCUGAUUGCCCACAAAUCGAUGGCACUCUUCUUCAACCCGUACGUCAAUCGGACUGAAAUGAGCGAGGUGUUGGGCCAACCGUGGACCGUUAUUGGACGGGCGGCAGCCAUCUUCACCGAUCCGUUCAUCAUGUUCAGCGGCUUCCUGACCACGUUCUCCUUCAUCGAGCGGCUGCAGAAGGGUCAGAAGGUGCGGCUGCACCGGGAGUACGUCGGACGAUUGUUGCGCAUCGUACCGCCGCUCGGUGCCCUCAUCCUGUUCUGCACAUUCAUCCUACCGUUUCUGAGCAACGGUCCGCUCUGGAACCUGGUCGUGACGAACCAUGGGGACAUCUGCAAGCAGUACUGGUGGCGCAACAUGCUCUUCAUCCACAACUACUUCGGCUUCAAGAACAUGUGCCUGACGCACACGCACCACGUCGGCAUUGACACGGAGCUGUUUUUCGUCGCACCGCUGUUCAUCUACUGCGUGUGGAGGUGGCCCCGGCGUGGCAUGAUUGGUCUGCUGGCGAUCGCCCUCGUCACCACCGUCCAUCGGUUCUACGUGACGUACAGCUUACGGUUGGCUAACUACGUCUACUUUGGAACGUCGGUGAAGCAACUGUUUGAAACUGCAGACUUUAUGUACACACUGCCGUACUAUCGCGUUACCGUCUAUCUUAUGGGUGUGAUGCUAGGAUACGCUUGCUCCAAGUACAAAACGAUGAAACUUACCGAGAAACAAAUGAAAAUUGGAUGGUACGUCAGUACGCUUUCGAUUGCAAUCGCCUUUUUCGGACCGGCGCCGAUGGGCUCGAUGCAUUACGUUUACAACCCGCUGCAUGCGGCCAGCUAUGCCGCAUUCUCCCCGAUAGCAUGGUGUCUCUUCUUCGCUUGGACCGUCUUCACCGCACAUCUAGGCUACCGCAACUGGGUGAUAGAUAUGUUCUCGUGGCGUGGUUUCCGCAUCACCACCAAAAUAUCGUACGCCAUCUACCUGACACAGUUUCCCAUCUUCUUCUACAACGUUGGACGCACACGGACGCCACAGUUUUUCGAGUUCUGGCCGGCAGUUAUCUUUAACACCAACGAGUAUCUGGUCGUGUUUUUGUCGUCGUUCCUGCUGACGGUUCUGUUUGAGACACCGUUCAUCAACGUAAAGAAGAUGCUGUUUAGCAGCAACAGACACGCGAAGUGUGCGGCAAAGACUGCCAGCGUCGACGAACCGCUAAAGGCAGGUACGAUGGACGAGAAUGAAAACAGUAGGUCUAAUCGUUUUGCGUGUGACAAUAGUAAAUUAAAUGGUUAG